CGGUCGCUCAGUCAGUUGCAUUGCGGCCAUUUACGUGGAAAUAAGUCGCUUGCAGACGUCGCAGUCGCACGAAAUACAAAUUCGCUUUGGCGCAUCGGCAUUACGGCACUUCUCGGUUUGGCGCGCGAAAUUUCCGGCAAGCGGCCAAAUAGUCGCAAGCGCGUUGCUGGGCUUUUAAGGCAUUAAGUGCGCUUAGAUUUGACGGUCAGUGCACUGUGCGAGGCUGGCUCGUGGUGUUUGGCCUGUGUGUGUUGGUUUGCAGCAGCGGAUUUUGUGCGCCGAUACGCUUAUUGCUUCCACUUGUUUUUUGCUGCUGCUGCUUCGAAUUUUCAAAAUCAUCGGCAUCAACUACUCAAAUCAAAGCCAGUCAAUAGUGGAAAUCCAAUUUAAGUGAUUCGACUUAAGAGGCUUGCAGAAAGUGUGUGAAAAAAUGUUCAUAUUAAGACGGCCAUUGCUUUUGAUUUGGUGCCUGGUUAUGUGUGUGGGGCUGAUGAAACUGCACUGCCAUGGUGUACCCACUGCCAAUGCAAAUCAAUUCACACUAGCAACAACAACAACAACAUCAGCAAAUGAUACUACAACCAUAGAUAAGCUAAUGGCACUUAAGGAAGGCAAUGACCAGAAAAGUGUACAUUAUAAAAAUGAAAUGCCUGAAGACCGACGUGCACCAGCAACAACAACAACUAGUACAAGUAGACGAAAAGAGGACACAGUGACAGUCUCUACAACCACUUAUGAUCAGCACGCUUACGUCACAAAUAACAGCAUCGACAUUGCGUUGACACCGAUGAUGAGCCUUUUGCCGCCUAAUGUGGCUUUUAGCUUAAAAGCGUCCGCAAAAAUGUCACCGAAGGACGCAUCGAAAACUGCCGCCACUUUCGACACUGAGCGCGUGCAGAACGUACGAUAUGAGCAACAACAAAAUGACAAACAACAACAACAACUGCCCACCAUCACGCGCGCAAUGCAAGUGGCACGCAUCUACGAGUCCUUCCGCGCGCUGCCCGAACUCGACGUCCACAGUGCCGCCGGCAGCGCGCCGCGUUUCAAGCGCAUGUCGGAUCUAGCCACGGACGACACGCCGCACGCAACAGCCAGCAGCGGCAACAUGAGCACGACGUGGCCGCCGACAACAACAGCCACAACAACAGCAAAUGUGAACGCCAAUGUGACAACAGCAAGCAACAUGCGGAAACGCACCGCAUCGGCGGAUAUGUUGAGUCGCAACAUUUCCAUCAUUUUGGAGAAUCUGCUUAAAAGCUACGAGCAAUCACAGCUGCCAACGCACGGACAAGGCAUUCCAACAGUGGUGCGGACCAACAUUCUCAUACGCAGCAUGGGUCCUGUCUCGGAGCUGGACAUGGACUACUCGAUGGACUGCUACUUUCGGCAGUAUUGGCAUGACAAGCGCUUGAGCUUCCAGGGGCCGAUACAAAGCCUAUCACUCAGCAUUAAGAUGCUGGACAAAAUUUGGCGUCCGGACACGUACUUCUUCAACGGAAAGCACUCGCACAUACACACAAUCACUGUGCCCAAUAAGUUACUGCGCCUGGAUCAAAAUGGCGGCAUUCUAUACUCGAUGAGACUAACAAUAAAAGCGACAUGCCCCAUGGAACUUAAAAACUUUCCGAUGGAUCUACAAUCCUGUCCGUUAAUAAUCGGUAGCUAUGGCUAUACAAAUCGCCAACUUGUCUACGAGUGGAAGGGUGAGGACGACGCGGUGUCAUUUGUGCCCGGCAUGACAUUGAAUCAAUUCGAUUUGAUAAGCAUGAAACAGCGUAACUUCACCUACACCAGGCGAGAGGGAGACUUCUCUGUGCUGCAUGUGGCCUUCAACCUCAAACGUCACACAGGCUAUUUUCUCAUACAGGUCUAUGUGCCCUGCAUAUUGAUCGUCGUGCUGUCAUGGGUCUCCUUUUGGAUACACCGUGAAGCGACCAGCGAUCGUGUUGGCCUCUGCGUGACCGCUGUGCUCACACUCUCCACGAUUAGUUUAGAUUCGCGCACCGAUUUGCCGAAAGUGAAAUAUGCCACUGCUUUGGAUUGGUUUCUCUUGAUGAGUUUUCUGUAUUGUAUUGCGACGUUGCUCGAGUUUGCGGGUGUGCACUAUUUUACAAAGGUGGGCAGUGGUGAGAUACCCAUAAGCGAGGAUGAAUGGGAGGACAUUGACGAAGGUGUGGCUGACGAUGAUGAAGGCGAAGAGGAGGCACAAAGUAGUUCGAUAAAACACAGUAAUGAGUCCGCGUAUGAAAUUCCACAUCCCUUGGCUGGCAACUUUUGUAAGCGCAACGCGAUGAUUUCCCCCAUUUACAAUGACCCCACACAAAUUUUUCCAGCACCGUCCUCACACGCCUCUACAAUGGAACGAACCACACAAACGGAGCCACCGGUUAUAUCAAAGGGAAAACAAAUGUGGCUUUGCCUAAUAGGCGAUGAUAAAUUUCGACGGCAGAGAGAACGUGCUGCAGCGGUUACUAAAGGAAGCCGCUAUGUGAACAGUGUUUCUCUGAUAGAUCGAGUUUCGCGUGUUGCCUUCCCAAUGUCUUUUGCUUUCUUCAUGCUACUCUAUUGGCUGGCAUACGGAAUGUACAAAAAAGAGUUCACCUGGUCAACGGUAAAGGGUUAAAGAAUAAACAACAAUCCCAUAGGAACAACCAUAUUUGAAAGCUGAAUCAAAGCACAGGAAAGGACAGCAGGGAAAUAUUAUUACAUACAUUCACGGCUAAUGAAGAAGUCAUCAGCUAUAAAUGCAUUGAAACACACACACAAAAUAAGCUUACGGAUAUAUGAAAAGAUAGUCCAUUAAACAAACAAAUGAAAAAUUAAAUAUUUUUGGCCAAUUUACUAAAAUAAAAUAUAAAUAAUGGAAAAAUGAUAUAGUUAACAGAAUGAGAGCAAUUAAAACAAAUAUUAACUAAACAACGAGCUUCUUUUAUAUUAUUAUAUUAUAAUUAGCCAAAGUAGCGAUUAAUAAUAUUAAUUUAUAUAACAUUCAAUAUUUACUUAAACGAAAGCAAACCGUACACAUAAUUAUUAUAUAAAAAUAUAUAUACUGAAGUAAGCUUGAAUAUUAUUUAUCAGCAAAACUGCGAAAAUUUUGUAUUUACAUACAGACGAGAAAAAUUAGUUGUAGUUAGCGUUAACAACCUGUGCCAAAUGGAAAAAAAAUUGUAAUUAAAGCAAGGUUUUUGGUAUGUUAUGGUUAGUAAUUACUAAUUCAUUGGAGUUAUAACUAAUAUUGAAAUUAUACUUACUUGAUAUUAAAAGAAUACUUUUUAUCUUGCCUUCAGACCACACUCAAAUUUGAUUCAAGAAACUGAACAUUUUUGGAAUACCUUGAUCACGAUCACGCCAGAUUUUUUGCCCUAAAGUAACUCAAAUCCAACAAUAAAAUAAAAAUAUAUUGUAAUAAUUUAAUAUUAAAUAUUAAUAAUAUAUUAAUGUAAUAUUGGGUGAUCCAUUGCGAGGUUCCCUACUUUUUUUUAAGGAAAAACUUCAAAUUUAAUGGGGAAUGUUUAUAAUCGUCCGAAAGCACGUUCUUUGGCAUUUAUUUUUUGAAGUUUAUAUCUUUCAAAUGUUGGUUGCGGCUACGUCUCAGAUGGUCCAUCCGUUGAGCCCAGUUUUGGGUGACGCAUUAGAGCAUAGUAUUGACCCGUAACUGGUGAAUGACACGCGUAAUGUUUUGCUCCAAGGCCUGAAUCGAUUUACAUACGCCACACGAAAAAUUAUAACCGUUGGAUGUCACAUGAUCUUGGUAGCCAAUCGACUAGCCCAAAAUGUGAAAUUAUGUAGCGUCGUCUUGUUGAAACCAAAUUUCACCAAAAUCAUAAGCUCCAAUUUCAGGCAACAAAUAGUCGGUUAUCACGUCGCAAUAACGGUCGCCAUUGACGUAUACGUUCUUACCGGCAUCAGUUUUGUGGAAAUAUAAACUGAUGAUUCCGCCGGCUUACAAACUACACCAAACCGUUGUUUUUUUCUGGAUGAUAUGGCAGCUCUUGAAUCUCAUCAGUUUGGUCUUCGUUCCAAAUGCGACAACUUUUCCUGUUUACAUAUCCAUUGAGCCAGAAAUGGGCUUCACUGAAUAAAAUUUUGAUCGAAAACGUCGGAUCUUCUUGAAACUUUUGAAGAACUCCUUGAGGGGGUCAAGCGGCCUCAGUUCUUGUACAAGCUAUAUCUUGUACGCUUUCAAUUUUAGAUCUCGACGUAUUAUUAAAUGCGUCAGGUCGCUCGAUACGCCAGUUCGAGUUACUGCGUACUGCGCCGAAUCGAUUAUCCGCGGUCUUCGUUAUCUCUCUUAGCUAGGCGACUAUAUUUUCACAGCGACUUCACAGCGUGCUGGACGUGGUAUACUCGGACGAAUAUUAUUCAAUAAUGAAUGCUGGGUCUCAAGAUGGGUGAGGGUGUUGCGAACAGUACGCUUAGGAGGCCGAUUAUGUUGACCAUAAGUUGGGCGAAGCGCUCGAAACACAUUUUUCACUUUCGUAAUAAAGUUGAAGGAUUUGUAAACAUUCAUCACACGUAAGUCGUUCCUUGAAAUGCCAAACUAUACUGAACAAAAUAACAUGACAGCUUGACAAGACUCACGCGUGUUCUGACAAAAAACGCUAUUGAAAUAAGUACCUCCACUUGGAUCACCCGUUACAUUCGAUAUGUAUAUGGUAUGUGCAGAGCAAAUCUAUUUCGUAUAUAUGUACAACCCUUCACUUAAUAAACUCAAAAAUAAAGUUCAAGAACGUAAGACAAAACUCUUAAAAAAGCAGGUAAAAGCAAAACACUACUAUAUGUACAAAAACACCAAACACUAAAUUUUUUUCAGAGAAAGCACAAAUUUAUAAAUAGAGAAUUUUGCUUCGUUUUGGCACAGGCUUUAAACUAAUUCAGAUAAGUAAAGUUAUUGCUUAUAUUAUAAAGAGAUUGUUGCAUUGAUGUUGUUGGUUGGUUUUAGAGAAAUAAAAUUGAAAUGAAACUGAA
Messenger RNA from Bactrocera neohumeralis, 4971 nucleotides. Its product is annotated as gamma-aminobutyric acid receptor subunit alpha-6. Gene Ontology annotation, biological process: monoatomic ion transmembrane transport; chemical synaptic transmission; regulation of membrane potential. Gene Ontology annotation, molecular function: GABA-A receptor activity; extracellular ligand-gated monoatomic ion channel activity; neurotransmitter receptor activity. NCBI's taxonomy places the organism in Eukaryota, Metazoa, Arthropoda, Insecta, Diptera, Tephritidae. Gene Ontology annotation, cellular component: synapse; neuron projection; membrane. The record is from RefSeq and is a predicted model, not a curated record. The coding region runs from base 431 to 2626 and encodes 731 amino acids. The transcript has 11 exons.